UUUGAUCAGGGUUGGAACUGAACUGUUUUCCUUGGAUCUUUAAAACCCCAUUUUACAGAGGUUGAUUUUGCAGCAACACUUAUUCGUUUUAGUUUUGUGCGCUUUGCUGUCUGUUUAUCCUGACGCAUCAAUUCAGUGCAUUUUCCAGCAGAGAUCGCAGGCUGGGACGAUGACGGCUCGAGUGUGUUUCUCGUUGACUGCUGUUUUUUUGUGUCUGUUCGGAUACUUGAGCAUAACUCAUGCUAUUCAAAGACGAACCACAGUGGACGGUUUCUGUCCGGCGAGGCUGACGGUCGUGCCGUCCCAUCGAGGGUGUUCCUCUGAUGAAGACUGCCCUGGAGGGCACAAAUGCUGUCGAUUUGACUGUGGGCCUGUUUGCGUGCUGCCCGUUUUCAUGAAGCCGGGUCAGUGUCCCAUACCGGAAAUGAUUCCACUGUGUGCUAAAAGCUGUUUCCAUGAUGGCCAGUGUCCUGACACACAGAAAUGUUGCCCAACCACCGGUGGCUUUGCAUGCAGUGAACCACGUGGUCAGGAAAGAGGUCAGGCAAGUUGUCAAGGAAGCGGCUCUGGUCAGGGCGCCGGACAGGGAAGCGGUUAUGGCCAGGGCGCCGGAGCGGGACAGGGAAGCGGUUAUGGCCAGGGCGCCGGAGCGGGACAGGGUAGCGGCAUUGGUUUGGGCCAGGGAAGCGGUUAUGGCCAGGGAAGCGGUUAUGGCCAGGGUGCAGGAGCGGGACAGGGAAGCGGCAUUGGUUCGGGACAGGGAAGCGGUUAUGGCCAGGGAAGUGGCCAGGGAAGCGGUUAUGGCCAGGGUGCAGGAGCGGGACAGGGAAGCGGUUAUGGCCAGGGCGCCGGAGCGGGACAGGGUAGCGGCAUUGGUUUGGGACAGGGAAGCGGUUAUGGCCAGGGAAGUGGCCAGGGAAGCGGUUAUGGCCAGGGCGCCGGAGCGGGACAGGGAAGCGGCAUUGGUUCGGGACAGGGAAGCGGUUAUGGCCAGGGCGCCGGAGCGGGACAGGGAAGCGGUUAUGGCCAGGGCGCCGGAGCGGGACAGGGAAGCGGUUAUGGCCAGGGCGCCGGAGCGGGACAGGGAAGCGGUUAUGGCCAGGGAAGUGGCCAGGGAAGCGGUUAUGGCCAGGGAAGUGGCCAGGGAAGCGGUUAUGGCCAGGGUGCAGGAGCGGGACAGGGAAGCGGUUAUGGCCAGGGCGCCGGAGCGGGACAGGGAAGCGGAGCUGGUCAGGGAAGUGGCCAGGGAAGCGGUUAUGGCCAGGGCGCCGGAGCCGGACAGGGAAGCGGUUAUGGCCAGGGAAGUGGCCAGGGAAGCGGUUAUGGCCAGGGUGCAGGAGCGGGACAGGGAAGCGGUUAUGGCCAGGGUGCAGGAGCGGGACAGGGAAGCGGUUAUGGUCAGGGCGCCGGAGCGGGACAGGGAAGCGGUUAUGGCCAGGGCGCCGGAGCGGGACAGGGAAGCGGAGCUGGUCAGGGAAGUGGCCAGGGAAGCGGUUAUGGCCAGGGCGCCGGAGCGGGACAGGGAAGCGGUUAUGGCCAGGGCGCCGGAGCGGGACAGGGAAGCGGUUAUGGCCAGGGCGCCGGAGCGGGACAGGGAAGCGGCGCUGGACAGGGAAGCGGCGCUGGACAGGGAAGCGGCGCUGGACAGGGAAGCGGCGCUGGACAGGGAAGCGGCGCUGGACAGGGAAGCGGAGCUGGACAGGGAAGUGGCCAGGGCGCUGGAGCUGGUCAGGGAAGCGGGGCUGGUCAGGGCGCUGGAGCUGGUCAGGGAAGCGGAGCUGGACAGGGAAGCGGUCAGGGCGCUGGAGCUGGACAGGGAAGCGGUCAGGGCGCUGGAGCUGGACAGGGAAGCGGAGCUGGACAGGGAAGUGGUCAGGGUGCUGGAGCUGGACAGGGAAGUGGUCAGGGCGCUGGAGCUGGUCAGGGAAGCGGAGCUGGACAGGGAAGUGGCCAGGCAAGCGGAGCUGGACAGGGAAGCGGAGCUGGACAGGGAACUGGCCUGGGCGCUGGAGCUGGUCAGGGAAGCGGGGCUGGUCAGGGCGCUGGAGCUGGUCAGGGAAGCGGGGCUGGUCAGGGCGCUGGAGCUGGUCAGGGAAGCGGGGCUGGACAGGGAAGCAGUCAGGGCGCUGGAGCUGGACAGGGAAGCGGAGCUGGACAGGGAAGCGGAGCUGGACAGGGAAGCGGCCAGGGCGCUGGAGCUGGACAGGGAAGCGGAGCUGGACAGGGAAGCGGCCAGGGCGCUGGAGCUGGACAGGGAAGCGGAGCUGGACAGGGCGCUGGAGCUGGUCAGGGCGCUGGAACUGGUCAGGGAAGUGGACAGGGAAGCGGAGCAGGUCAGGGCGCUGGAGCUGGCCAGGGAAACGGAGCUGGUCAGGGCGCUGGAGCUGGUCAGGGAAGUGGACAGGGAAGCGGAGCUGGACAGGGAAGUGGCCAGGGCGCUGGAGCUGGUCAGGGAAGCGGGGCUGGUCAGGGCGCUGGGGCUGGUCAGGGAAGCAGAGCUGGUCAGGGAAGCGGAGCUGGACAGGGCGCUGGAGCUGGUCAUGGAGCUGGACAGGGCGCUGGAGCUGGUCAUGGAGCUGGACAGGGCGCUGGAGCUGGACAGGGAAGCGGUCAGGGCGCUGGAGCUGGACAGGGAAGCGGUCAGGGCGCUGGAGCUGGACAGGGAAGCGGUCAGGGCGCUGGAGCUGGACAGGGAAGCGGAGCUGGACAGGGAAGUGGUCAGGGUGCUGGAGCUGGACAGGGAAGCGGAGCUGGACAGGGAAGUGGUCAGGGUACUGGAGCUGGACAGGGAAGUGGUCAGGGUACUGGAGCUGGUCAGGGAAGCGGAGCUGGACAGGGAACUGGUCAGGGAAGCGGGGCUGGUCAGGGCGCUGGAGCUGGUCAGGGCGCUGGGGCUGGUCAGGGAAGCGGAGCUGGUCAGGGAAGCGGAGCUGGACAGGGCGCUGGAGCUGGUCAUGGAGCUGGACAGGGCGCUGGAGCUGGUCAUGGAGCUGGACAGGGCGCUGGAGCUGGACAGGGAAGCGGUCAGGGCGCUGGAGCUGGACAGGGAAGCGGUCAGGGCGCUGGAGCUGGACAGGGAAGCGGUCAGGGCGCUGGAGCUGGACAGGGAAGCGGAGCUGGACAGGGAAGUGGUCAGGGCGCUGGAGCUGGACAGGGAAGCGGAGCUGGACAGGGAAGUGGUCAGGGUACUGGAGCUGGACAGGGAAGUGGUCAGGGUACUGGAGCUGGUCAGGGAAGCGGAGCUGGACAGGGAAGUGGCCAGGCAAGCGGAGCUGGACAGGGAAGUGGUCAGGGCGCUGGAGCUGGACAGGGAAGCGGAGCUGGAGAGGGAAGUGGUCAGGGCGCUGGAGCUGGACAGGGAAGCGGAGCUGGACAGGGAAGUGGUCAGGGCGCUGGAGCUGGUCAGGGAAGCGGAGCUGGACAGGGAAGUGGCCAGGGCGCUGGAGCUGGACAGGGAAGCGGUCAGGGCGCUGGAGCUGGACAGGGAAGCGGUCAGGGCGCUGGAGCUGGACAGGGAAGCGGAGCUGGACAGGGAAGUGGUCAGGGCGCUGGAGCUGGACAGGGAAGCGGAGCUGGACAGGGAAGUGGUCAGGGUACUGGAGCUGGACAGGGAAGUGGUCAGGGUACUGGAGCUGGUCAGGGAAGCGGAGCUGGACAGGGAAGUGGCCAGGCAAGCGGAGCUGGACAGGGAAGUGGCCACGGCGCUGGAGCUGGUCAGGGAAGAGGGGCUGGUCAGGGCGCUGGAGCUGGUCAGGGAAGCGGGGCUGGUCAGGGCGCUGGAGCUGGUCAGGGAAGCGGGGCUGGACAGGGAAGCGGUCAGGGCGCUGGAGCUGGACAGGGAAGCGGGGCUGGACAGGGAAGCGGUCAGGGCGCUGGAGCUGGACAGGGAAGCGGGGCUGGACAGGGAAGCGGUCAGGGCGCUGGAGCUGGACAGGGAAGCGGAGCUGGACAGGGAAGCGGCCAGGGCGCUGGAGCUGGACAGGGAAGCGGAGCUGGACAGGGAAGCGGUCAGGGCGCUGGAGCUGGACAGGGAAGCGGAGCUGGACAGGGAAGCGGUCAGGGCGCUGGAGCUGGACAGGGAAGCGGAGCUGGACAGGGAAGCGGUCAGGGCGCUGGAGCUGGACAGGGAAGCGGUCAGGGCGCUGGAGCUGGACAGGGAAGCGGUCAGGGCGCUGGAGCUGGACAGGGAAGCGGAGCUGGACAGGGAAGCGGCCAUGGAAGCGGAGCUGGACAGGGAAGCGGCCAUGGAAGCGGAGCUGGACAGGGAAGCGGCCAUGGAAGCGGAGCUGGACAGGGAAGCGGCCAUGGAAGAGGAGCUGGUCAAGGCGCAGGAGCUGGUGAGGGCGCUGCUCAGGGAAGCGGCCAGGGCGCAGGACAUGGCAGCGGUGCUGGACAGGGAUGCGGCCGAGGGAAUUGUCAUGGAUGUGGCCAAGGUCAAUGUUGUGGUCAGGGACAUGUUAAUGGUAAUUUAGCAUAAUAUUUUCUGGAGAUCUUUUCCACUCCUUCAUUCAAAUGGCAUGUUUUCCCUUUUUGCUCAUGUGGUUUAGAAUUUCUGUCUCUACCACCUCAAAUUAAAAAAAAAUAAAACUGCUUGAUUUGAAAAGUU
Carassius gibelio (silver crucian carp) is the source of this 4606-nucleotide messenger RNA. Its product is annotated as fibroin heavy chain-like. Gene Ontology annotation, molecular function: peptidase inhibitor activity. Bases 170 to 4477 code for a protein of 1435 amino acids. The record is from RefSeq and is a predicted model, not a curated record. Gene Ontology annotation, cellular component: extracellular region. The transcript is spliced from 4 exons. Lineage: Eukaryota; Metazoa; Chordata; Actinopteri; Cypriniformes; Cyprinidae.